AUGUUCUUAUUCAAAUCUAAUGCCACCAAGCCCGCUGAACGUAGCGCCAACACGCCCAACUCGAUCAGGUCCACCCCAGACAUCAAGGUCGUUGAUAUCAGCAAUAAGGGUACCGCUACCCAAGCAUUGACCACUGGCCCGGCCCAGGCGCUGGUCCCAUCUCCGCCACGCUCGAGCUGGUGGCGCACUAAGCUCUUUGUGCCACACCAGCCAUCGGUUGCUGAUAAUAACCUUGCCCUCCAAACGCCCGCGGACUGUGUCUUGACCAUGGCCGGCGACGUGGAUGACGACUUUGUGGAUAUCCAAUACCGGAAGUUGUCCUAUGCCGAAAUGGCGUCUAUGGACUUGUUGCAAAAGGGAAGAAGUACCAGAGGUAGGAAAAGUGCCGGUCUGGUAGUAUGUGACCCUGCCGCCGAUUUAAACAAGAUGGUGACCGACAUUGAGUUUUCGGAAACGUACUCCAAAAACAAGCAGAGUCGCUCUGCGGCGUCAAAGUCGGAGGUGGACGAGGAACAGAGCCACAGCGUGUAUUACGACGACGGCGAUGACGAUAUUUUCCCAGUGGAAAAGUUCAAGACCUUCUCCAAAAAGAUGAGCAAGGAAAAGAGAAAGAGCUCGAGGUAG
Babjeviella inositovora NRRL Y-12698 is the source of this 624-nucleotide messenger RNA. RefSeq lists its product as uncharacterized. Lineage: Eukaryota; Fungi; Ascomycota; Pichiomycetes; Serinales. Bases 1 to 624 code for a protein of 207 amino acids. The record is from RefSeq and is a predicted model, not a curated record. The transcript has a single exon.